Molecule: messenger RNA, 879 nt
Organism: Gadus chalcogrammus (walleye pollock)
Lineage: Eukaryota; Metazoa; Chordata; Actinopteri; Gadiformes; Gadidae
Product: chromobox protein homolog 3-like
Exons: 5
Coding region: 117-632 (171 amino acids)
Biological process (GO): chromatin organization; negative regulation of transcription by RNA polymerase II
Cellular component (GO): nucleus; pericentric heterochromatin
Molecular function (GO): chromatin binding
Source: RefSeq, a predicted model, not a curated record
CAAGUAUAAAAGAACUUGGUUUGAGCGCGCGUUAGUACUCUCGCAUUGAAGAGUGAGCGGAAUUUUCAGUCAAAGUGGCAGGCCGGGUAACCAAAAACCAAGACCCUGUUCAAAACAUGGGCAAGAAGCAAAACACCAAGUCCGCUAAAAAGGAUGUAGCGGAGGAACCGGAGGAGUUCGUGGUGGAGAAAGUACUCGACCAACGUCUUGUAAAUGGAAAAGUGGAAUUCUUCCUAAAGUGGAAAGGGUUUACAGAAGCUGAUAAUACCUGGGAGCCAGAGGAGAAUCUGGAUUGCCCAGAGCUCAUUUCAGCAUUUUUGGAGGCACAUAAGAGCAUAAAAGAGAAGCCUGCAACUGUCAAGAGGAAGAGCUCUACAGAUGAAUCCGAGCCAGAAGCCAAAAAGAAGGAUGUGAGUGAUAAGCCCCGUGGAUUUGCCAGAAACCUGGACCCAGAGAGGAUCAUCGGCGCUACAGACAGCAGUGGAGAGCUCAUGUUCUUGAUGAAAUGGAAGGACUCGGACGAAGCAGAUUUAGUUCCAGCCCGUGAAGCAAACUCUCGCUGUCCCCAGGUGGUCAUCUCCUUCUAUGAGGAGAGGCUGACUUGGCAUUCCUGUCCCGAGGACGAGGCAUAGAUGUUCUGCUUUCUGAUCCUUUGUGUUUCUCCUUAAAGCUGUGUUUUUAGGCUACCUUGUAUUGUUGUUCUUCUGGUUUAACGUUAGUGUGGUUGUAAAUAGGGCAACUACUUUUGUACAUAUUUUUAAGAUGUUGGAAACAUUGAUGCUGCAUAAUCCAGUUGCGCCUUUGAAAAAAUGCAUUUUUGUAUUCUCUCCGUGUAACAUCCUUAAAUUGUCCAAUAAAACUUAUUUUUUUUGCUACCCA